AUGUCAUACGAGUUUGUCGGACCUAUGCCAGUUGGCUUAUUCUUGAAAUCGUUCCUGGACCGAGCAUCGCAACCUAUUCCCAGGAACUUCAAACGGAAAUUUCAGGAAAACUUGUGCAAGAUGAGUGGCACAGACUUUGUGACGAAUUUUAUUAAGGCCAUAGGCGAGGCUGGCUUAUGUUCCAACUUUUCUCUCCAUGACACACGAAGCAGGCGGUACUACACCCGUAAUCCUGAGAUCACACUCUACAAACUCAAUGACGCCGUGACAGGAAGAAUUGACUUGACACGCAUGGAGAUGCCAAUCGCGUGCCUGUCUCUCGAUGACGAUCCUUUCAUCGACAUGGUCACUCAACCAGAGUCCCAUCGAAACAAGAUGUCUUUCGAGCGCUAUCCAAAGCGGUCUAUUCGUGGACAGAUAAUCUCUCACACUACUUGGCAAUUCGCGAACCAGCAUCGUUGCUUCGCAUUCUCGGUGAUAUUUCUUGACGACUAUGCGAGAUUCGUGCGGUGGGACCGUUCGGGCGCGGUUGUGACUGAGCUGUUCAAGUGGAAGGAAGACCUGGCGCACCUAGCACUGUUCUUUUGGAGGUUCAACUGUACAUCAGAUGAAGGGCGCGGGUAUGACCUGACAGUCACGAAGCCAACUACUAAAGAAAUAGAACUGGCGAAGGCGAAGUUGGAUGAGUGGGCGGCGAGGUCAGCGAAGGCCUGGGAGAGGAGCAACGGAAAGGAGCAAGAGCAAGCAUGUGCCCCAGAUUCCUCUUACAAAGCUGACGAGACAUUCCGGAAAUUUUACAUGAUAGACGACAUCUCUGGCGAUGUACGAUGCUUAAUAACUUCCCACCCUCAAUGGCCUGCACACACACUCACUGGGCGUAGUACACGCGGGUAUAUGGCAUUCGAUGCUCAGACGCAGCAGGUUGUGUAUUUCAAGGAUACCUGGCGCCAGCAUCACAUGAAUCCUGAAGGAGAGACGCACAGAUAUCUAGAGGAGAGAGGUAUUCAAGGAAUUGCGCCUCUCGUAUGUACAGGUGACAUUGCGGAUCACACGACACAGACGGAUAGGUUUAUGCACAGACAGUGGUGCUGCGCAGUUCCCGACAUGGUGGGGCACCAGCACUACAGGCUCGUUUGGGGGGAGAUAUUGCGGCCUAUAGAUCAGUGCAGAUCGACAAAGGAGAUGUGCAUGGCAAUCUUUAAUGCAGUCAAAACACACGGAGAAGCAUACUCUGUAGGCAUAUUACAUUCAGAUAUCAGCGACACGAACAUCAUGAUCACGGAUGAAGGCCACGGAGUUCUCAUCGACUGGGACUUGUCGAAGAGGUUGUUUGAUGAAGAAAACAACAAACACAGAUCAAUGGUCGGAACUUGGCAAUACAUGUCCAUCGCUGGGAUGCAAGAACAUGACAAACAGCAAGUGUUGUCUGAUGACCUGGAAUCAUUCCUACACGUCUUGCUCUACUGCAGCCUCGAACGCCUCAUAGACGAACACUCCUUUCUCUCAAAUUUCAUGAACGGCUACUUUAGGAAGCCAUUCCGCCUCGCCGAUGGCUCCAUCUGCGGAUUAGAUGGGAAGCAGGAUUUCUUAUCCGCGACACGAACAUUAUUUCCACAACUUGAUAAGAUAUUUUGCGCUCCACUUGCGGACCUCAUCGAAGAUCUGCGCGUGUUGUUCGUUCCUCUCUACGCGUGCCGGGACAGACGUGAUGUGGAGGGCAUCGAGAGCGCGCUUGACAACUUGACAAUCGAAAAGUUCGUCGAUAUCUUCGAGCGGCACCUCGCAAGGUCAGAUGAAGAAUGGAAAUGUGAGCCAUUAGAGCGCGCAAAGGAGGAGAGGAGAAAACGCAGCGUGGACGAGGCUGAUCUGGACCAUGAAGGACGGUUCAGCAAGCGGAGGAAAAGCUCCCGAUGA
Messenger RNA from Heterobasidion irregulare TC 32-1, 1914 nucleotides. RefSeq lists its product as uncharacterized. NCBI's taxonomy places the organism in Eukaryota, Fungi, Basidiomycota, Agaricomycetes, Russulales, Bondarzewiaceae. Gene Ontology annotation, biological process: protein phosphorylation. Bases 1 to 1914 code for a protein of 637 amino acids. Gene Ontology annotation, molecular function: protein kinase activity; ATP binding. The record is from RefSeq and is a predicted model, not a curated record. The transcript is spliced from 4 exons.